Molecule: messenger RNA, 1830 nt
Organism: Fusarium mangiferae
Lineage: Eukaryota; Fungi; Ascomycota; Sordariomycetes; Hypocreales; Nectriaceae
Exons: 3
Coding region: 1-1830 (609 amino acids)
Source: RefSeq, a predicted model, not a curated record
AUGCGUAGCGAGGAGCCACCCGUCGGUGAUGAGGACGAGGGAACAGUCGCUUCGGGUGAGGGGUUGGUAUUGUGCAUGUUUGAGGUACUGCGUAUUGUAAGCCAGGCUUACAAUCUGGUUAUUGCACAAGCUUGCAAUGCUAGCUGCGAAAAAGACUUUUUGUUCCGCCAGGUGGGCUAUAUGGUGCUCAGCAUUGCCUCCUGCGAUCGUAAGAAUGUCAAUCUCGUUGAUGCUGAGCAACUCAAAUUGCCGUAUACGGCAGUCGAUCGCAUGGAUAAGCUCACGAGGAUGGCGUACGGCAUACUGGAAGGCGAUGGCAGCCAACAGCCACGGGAACUUGUACCGACUCUCCUCAGUGGCUAUCACGAUGGUAGAAAACCCCCUGGAAGUGCUCCCUCUACGACAUCGUACUGGAUGGGAUCUGUCUUUGUUUAUUUGACUGCCACGAAGUUAUCCAAAUUAACGGGAUCAAAUGUCGAUAAGAUCGUCAAAGAGGCCGUAGCCAAGGGUCGAGAAGUCAAACCUGAGUUCCGAAUGAUCGUGUUCUCCAUCUGGGAAUUCAUCCUGGUCGAAGUAACGCCCAAGACGGUCGCUCCUCCACAAUGCUAUACGCUGUGGACAUCACGUCUCGCGAGUCCAGUCGAUGGCAACGGUGAACAGGAAUUCAGAAUGUUCUCGUUCAAACCUCAUCGCAAUUUUGAGAAGCUCGCAUGCUUCUUUCUUCACAAAGACCGGUCCGACGACCUCACAGGGUUUGGGAUAAGCCGGAAGCUUAGGGUCGGUCUCCUGAGCGAAUGGAAUCUUGAAGAGGGCCAGAGUGACUCCCGGAAUCACGGCCUCGGGACGUCAAAACGCAGAAAGACUGAUACAGUCCAACACAUUCCGAUCAUCCUGCCAAUCAAUAAAGAGCGGCCGCCAAGCAUGCUCUCCGUGCUGGUACCGUGGGAGGUUUGUAGAGGUUCCCCGCCAGCGGAAGAAAACGAGAAGAAACGAGCCAAAACGCAACUUUGGAACAAGCACUACUGUGGACGACUGAGGGAAAUGCUCAAAUACGAGCUCAAGUCAAAAAAGUCGAAGGAAUCUCGCAUCAGAGAAAGCCUCGAGACAUUUCUCGUUAAAUACGACAAAUAUGGCGUCACCUUACAUGCGAAGGCUGUUGCCAUGUUGCAUGCCCAUUUACUCUACAUCCCCUAUGGUAUAGGAGGCUCCAAGGACAAUCAGUCCUAUGCUGAGAACGUAGAUACCACGUAUCCGUAUCACAUACUGGAGAUCUCAAUCGGCGCGCAUCUCAUAGUAGCCUCUCGACAUGAGCUGAUGUACUUCAUAGCCCAUUUCCAGCCAGCCUCCGAAGAUACGGCUGAGGGAUGGGAGCGAGCAGAGUUGGAAGCGAGGAGGCUGGCCAAGAAGGAGUAUCUGCGUAAUGCCUACUUGUGCUGGACCAAGAACGAGAAAACGGAUGAACAACGCAUUGCCAUACUCGUUGUGAUUGGAACAAAGUUCAAAGUUCUCUGUGUGGACAAACAGCCGAAGCUCCCAGCGAGGACUGAGAAGCCCCCAGAAAGUGAAGUCAACGAAAGUUGGUAUUACGACCCGUGGAAAUCCUGCUCAAACAUGCAAACUGAUCUCUGUCGUGCCUGGACUGAGCUAACGUUUGGCUAUGUCAAUGGGAGAGAACAGCCCUAUGACCUAAAGGAUGCCAAAGAUGAAGGUGCUAUCAUCAAGGCCAUGGAAUGGGUGGUUGAGCAAGCAGAGUCGUGCGAUCCCACGGGUUGGGAAGGAAUUACGAAGCAAGGCGCCAAUUUCCCUUAUCGAAUAGAAGCCGCAGGAUGA